This is a messenger RNA of Rhodamnia argentea, 2451 nucleotides long. RefSeq lists its product as uncharacterized. Lineage: Eukaryota; Viridiplantae; Streptophyta; Magnoliopsida; Myrtales; Myrtaceae. The transcript has 16 exons. The coding region runs from base 13 to 2400 and encodes 795 amino acids. Gene Ontology annotation, molecular function: protein binding. The record is from RefSeq and is a predicted model, not a curated record.
CGGAGUGUGGUGAUGGAGAAGCUGAAGUCGAUGGUGCCCGACACUCUCAAGGCGGUGGUGGCUGCACGUUCAAGCAGCGCUGAUGACAUCCUCUCCUCCUCCUCUUCUCUUCUCCACUUCUUUCUUGCCCUGCCCGACUUUCACCUGAUGAUGAGAGACUUGGUGGAUCCUGAGAGGUGUGUCUGUAGUAAGAACAAGGAUGCUGCAUUGGAUGCAAAGCAAAAGGGCUAUCACUGCUUUUCCAGUGCAGACUUCUCCGGGGCCUUAACCUUCUAUUCCCAAGCGCUCAUCGUUGCUCCCUUUGAUGCUCGCGACAAGGACAAAAAUCUGGUCUCCGUUUUAUACUUGAAUCGCGCAGUCGUGUUAUAUAAACUUGGUUUUAUAACAGAGUGUCUUCGAGACUGUAACAGGGCACUUCAAAUUUCCCCAGGAUAUGCGAAGGCAUGGUAUUGGAGAGGUAAGACCAAUGCUUCUUCAGAAAAUUACAAAGAUGCAACUGCAGACUUUCAUGUAGCCCAUUUGAUGGAGACAUCAUUGGGUGGCAAGAGACAGAUUGAAUGUGAGAUGAAGAUACUUCAGGUCCAGUUCACCAGGACAUCUGGUUCAUCAACUCAACAUGAUGAGAACACCUUCAGGAUUUCAGAUGAUCCACUCGAGGUUAAAGUGAAGUCCAUUGUGAUGCCUCAUAAAGGUAGGGGGAUGGCUUCAGUUGGUGAAAUUCCUCCAUCUUAUUUGGUUCACAAUGAGGAACCUUAUGCUGCGGUCAUAUUGAAGAAUUGUCGAGACAGGUACUGUCACUAUUGCUUCAAUGAAUUACCAUUGGAUGUGGUACCCUGCUCUUUCUGUGCAAUACCACGGUACUGCUCUGAGCAUUGCCAGCUAAAAGCAGGAGGACAUCGAUCAAGACACAACAUAGAAGAUGUUGGCCUUCAUGUAGAAGUUCCUACAGAGAUUGAAAAUCAUAUCAGAGAGGUUACUUCUGAAACUGGGGAGGAGAAAAUUCUCGAGCACUUUCCAGAACACAGACAUGAAUGCCAGGAUGCAAACUGGCCAGCUGUAUUGCCGCAUGAGGUAGUUUUAGCUGGUCGAAUGGUAGUGAAGUCCCUGGUGCAAAGAAGAGACCUGGCGGAGAUAAAAGCUUUGGAUCUUUCUUAUAGAUACACUGAAUUGGCGGUGGAGGUUAAACUGGAACUGUGUAUAUACGCAAUUGUAUUACUUGUUUGUCUUCAACACUCUCUCAGCCUUGACCUUCCAGUAAAUCCUUAUUUUGUGUAUCAGAUUAUCAUCAUUAUGUGUCAAAUAAGGCUUAAUUCUAUGGCUAUCAUCCGGAUGAAAUCCAGCGAUCCCAAUGCUCCACAAGAUCCUAAUAGAAAAUUCUCAUCCGAUGAAGGUGCUUCAGCUACUACAAUAGAACAGGUCAGCGUUGGUCAAGCUAUUUACGCCGUUGGCAGUUUGUUCAACCAUUCUUGUCGUCCAAACAUUCAUGCAUAUUUUCUUGCUCGUACUCUCUACAUCCGAACAACGGAACUGGUGGAAGCAGGUUGUUCCCUGGAGUUGUCUUAUGGUCCACAGGUUGGGCAACAGAACUGUCGAGACCGCCUUAAAUUUCUGGAAGAGAAGUAUUAUUUUCAAUGUCAGUGCAGAAGCUGUUCUGUUGUGAAUCUCUCUGAUCUUGUUCUGAGUGCUUUUCAUUGUGUUCAUCCUCAUUGCUCUGGCAUAGUUUUGGAUACAUUUGACAUAAAAUCUGAAUAUGAAAAACUUAAGCAGUCAAGACAUGCUGGGGACUUUUAUAGCUUGGAGCCUUAUGUACAGGUAGAGAAGCUUGGUGGUCUCUAUGUUGGUGAAAUGGAUCACAAUGCCCUGGCGAAAAUUUAUAGCUCCCUUCGUGCAAGUGGAGGAUAUUGCUUGAAGUGUGGGUCCCGGUGUGACCUCGAAUCUUCUCGCCUGUUGGUGAGUGAAGCUUUGGGAAAUAUUGAAAGGUUGCAGCAUGGAAUAGUUAGAAAAGAACUGUCUAGUUCUUUACUUUCUGAUGCUUCAGAAUCUCUUGACCAGCUGAGAAGAAUGUUGCAUGCAUAUAACAAAAGCAUUGCAGAAGCAGAGGAUAGUGUUGCACAAGCAUUUUGCUUCAUUGGAGAGCUGCAGUGUGCGAUUGAGCACUGCAAAUCAUCAAUUCAGAUUCUGGAAAAGCUUUAUAGUCCUGAUCAUGCUGUCAUUGGAUAUGAGCUGGUGAAGCUCUUCUCCAUUCAGCUAUCAUUGGGUGAUGUUGCUGCUGGAGAGACCUUGAAUCGACUGGGUGUAAUCUUUGAGCAUCACUAUGGUUCGCAUGCAGAGGUUGUAUUUCCAUAUCUUAAAUCAUUCAAGAGGGAAGCAAGAAAAUUGUGUGAGGUGGAAGACUCUUGAAGGUGCCAAGUAUGGCAGUUCUCAACUCGAUUUGAAGGGUGACCAUGAACC